Messenger RNA from Aricia agestis (brown argus), 866 nucleotides. Its product is annotated as mitochondrial import inner membrane translocase subunit Tim21. Gene Ontology annotation, cellular component: TIM23 mitochondrial import inner membrane translocase complex. The transcript is spliced from 3 exons. Gene Ontology annotation, biological process: protein import into mitochondrial matrix. NCBI's taxonomy places the organism in Eukaryota, Metazoa, Arthropoda, Insecta, Lepidoptera, Lycaenidae. The coding region runs from base 97 to 774 and encodes 225 amino acids. The record is from RefSeq and is a predicted model, not a curated record.
UCUAUUGAUUCUAUUUUUAUCAAAAAUAAACACCGGAAAAUUACAAUUUUAAUCAAACAAAACAUUUACACCGUACUCUUAGUUUCUUUAUUUAUAAUGUACAAUAUAGUCCCUAAAUUGUUGCCGGUUUUACGGCCGAUUAAAACAACUGACUUGUUACCGGCAAUUUUAGGAGUAUCAAAAUUUAGAAUUGAUCGUCACUAUUCCACCGAGAAAGAAAAGAGGUUAACCCAAAGUCAAGAAAGAGCAGAUGUAUCUACAGAUGUACGUCCUAUUGGAGAGAAGAUAAAGGAAACUACUAAAACUGUUUCGUACACCGGAAUAAUAGUUGUUGGCAUUGGUGUUACUGGCAUCAUUUUCUACUAUGUACUACGGGAAUUGUUUUCAAGUAAUAGCCCAAACAGUAUUUACUCAGUAGCAUUCGAUAAAUGUAAAAAUGAUCCUAGAGUGGAAGAUGCACUGGGUACUCCUAUCAAGGCAUAUGGGGAAGAAACUUCCAGAAGGAGACGCACACAUGUCAGUCACGCUGUUUAUGAAAAGGAUGGUGUUAAACACAUGAGGAUGAGGUUUUACAUCAAAGGUAUAAGGAACAAAGCUAUUGUGGAGCUAGACAUGAAGCAGAAUGAAUAUGGAAACUAUCAGUGUCGGUAUCUGUUGGUGCAGUUGGAUGACUAUAGUGGCAAAACUUUCAUUAUUGAAGACAAUAGAGCUGAGUUAGACAAAUCCAAAUCUGAUUUUGGAUCUCAGUUGCCCACACUUACACUCACUCAGUAAAUUAUUGUGGUAUGGAAGUUUUAUAAUGUAUAUUACUUUAUAGAAUAGCUAAAAGAAAAUUACUUUAUUGUAAAUAAAUUUGUUUAUUAUCA